This is a messenger RNA of Rotaria sordida, 921 nucleotides long. The record is from the annotation of a GenBank genome assembly. NCBI's taxonomy places the organism in Eukaryota, Metazoa, Rotifera, Eurotatoria, Philodinida, Philodinidae.
AUGAAUACAACUGAGAAUAAUGUUGACGAUGUGGACGAACUUCUAAAUAUUUCCCAAAUUAUUUACAUAACAUUUGGUCUUACUAUUCUCGUUCUUGGAACUAUUGGAAAUUUACUUGAUAUCGUAUCAUUCGUUCGACUUGAAAGUCUAAAAACAUUGGCUAGUUCACAAUUCUUACUUGCAUCGUUCUUUGGUAGUGAAAUUAUGUUAAUCACUGGCAUAUUAUUACCAAUUAUUCAAGGUUUCAUAACUCUCAAUACAUUCAUCGGUGCAACAAUCAUCUGUAAAAUUCGUUGGUAUUUUAGAACAGUAAGUGGUACAUUCUCAUUGAGUUGUGUAUGUUUUGCUGCUAUCGAUCGUUAUUUGGUAUCAUGUAUCGAUAUACGUCGUCAUCGACUGAUUACACUCACACGUGCUCGUUGGAUCAUCUUUUGUAUUGCAAGCUUUUGGCUAAUCGUUCUCUCACCAUAUGCUUUAUAUUAUACGGCAUCAAAUCAAAAAGAUUGUGCAAUUAUCAAUCCAGUAUUUGCAUACUUUGCACCUUAUUUCAAUUUAUUUCAUUACAGUAUAUUACCAUUGAGUAUUCUAUCGAUUCUUUGUGUACUUACUUGGGAAAAUUUGGGAAAACAGCAAGCAAUAUAUUUGCGUGGUACGCGUCUCUAUGAUCAAAUUACUCGAAUGAUUAUUGGUCAAAUUCUUGUCAUCUUUUUUACGAGUAUACCAAAUAUGAUCUGGCAAAUCUAUAUAGUAUCAACAAAUUCAACAUCGAAGAGUACAUUGCGUCAAGCACAAGAAGAUCUUAUCGGUAAUGUGUGUAUACUCAUCGGAUAUCUUACUCAUGCAAUGCCGUUCUACGUUUAUUGGAUGGCUUCAGUGACAUUUCGACAAAAUAUAAAGGCAUUAUUACUGCACGUUCAUUGA